AUGGAUAUUCUUCAAAUAUUAGAAAAUGCAUUAUUAAAUCCUGAUGCAUCAAAGAGAGCGGAAGCAGAACGUCAAUUGGACGAGGCCGCUAAGAAUCAUUUUGUUGAAUACAUAGGGUUGCUUACCGAUGCAUUGGCUAAUGAGGAAGCCAAGACUGAAGUGAGAAUGUUGGCAGGUAUUGGUUUAAAGAAUCAGUUGACUUCAAAGGAACAGAAAACAAGAUUAGAGCAACAAAACAGAUGGAUUUCAUUGGAAGUAACGGCGAAGAAUAAGAUAAAGGAAACUUCUAUGAAGGCAUUAUUGACUACUGACGAUAGGGUUGCGGGUUCUGUUGCACAAUUGGUAGCUGCUAUUGCAGAUAUAGAAUUGCCAAGAAAUGAAUGGCCGGAGUUGAUUCCAAUUAUAAUCGAGAAUACUAAAACUGACAGACCGGUAAAUGUUAAGCGUGCUUCCUUGUUAGCAAUUGGUUAUAUUUGUGACACUGCAGAUCCAAAUAACCCAACGAUUGUGGCACAAGCCAAUGGUAUUUUGAUAGCUAUUAUCCAAGGUGUUCAAAGUAACGAACCUUCGAAGAUUGUGAGAUUGACAGCUUUAAAUGCUUUGGUUAACUCGUUAGAAUUCAUCAAGUUUAAUUUUGAAAGAGAAGGUGAAAGAAACUACAUCAUGCAGGUUGUAUGUGAAGCUACUCAAGCCGAUGACAGUGAAUUACAAGCCAGCGCAUUUGGAUGUCUUGCAAGAAUCAUGUCCUUAUAUUACCGGUUCAUGGCUAUAUAUAUGGAAAAGGCUUUAUACGGUUUAACUGUAUCGGGUAUGCAAAGUGCGGACGAAAGGGUUGCAUGCAUGGCUGUUGAAUUCUGGUCUACUGUGUGUGAGGAAGAAUUAGAAAUAACCUUACAAAGAGAAGAAUAUGGUAUUGAAGCACAACCUGAAUUAGUAAGUUAUAACUUUGCUCUUGUUGCUAUUCAAGAUGUAUUACCUACAUUAUUGACAUUAUUGACUAGGCAAAAUGAAGAUCCAGAAGAUGAUGAUUGGUCAGUAGCUAUGGCUGCAGGUUCUUGUUUACAAUUAUUCGCUCAGAAUACAGGAAAUUAUGUUGUUGAAGCUACGUUGCAAUUCGUUGCAGCUAAUAUUGGCAAUACAACCGACUGGAGAGCGCGUGAAGCUUCUGUUAUGGCUUUCGGAUCUAUUUUGGAUGGUCCAGAUCGUGAACAAUUGAGGAGUUUGAUCGGUCAAGCCUUGGAACCAAUAUUACUACUCAUCAAAGAUGAAUCAUUACAUGUGAAAGAAACGGUUGCAUGGUGUUUGGGUAGAAUUGCCGAUUUAGUUGUUGAUGCAAUUGACAUCAAUCAACAUUUGCAAAGUCUUUUGGAAGCAUUGGUUACCGGAUUACAAGAUCAUCCUAAAGUGUCGACUAAUUGUUGUUGGACAUUAAUGAAUUUAUUAGAGCAAUUAUGUUCUGAUGGACCUAAACAAGAAACAACAGUUAUGUCUCCAUAUUAUCAGACUAUUGUUCCAAUAUUAGUACAAUUGUCUAAUAAAUCGGAUAAUGAAUAUAGCUCCAGAGCGUCGGCUUAUGAAGCAUUAUCUACAUUUGUUAUAUACAGUGGUAACGAUUCCAUGGCGAUCAUUCAAAACCUUGCUAGUGAAGUCUUGAACCGUUUAGAAUCUACUAUUGGAAUGCAACAACAAGUUCUCACCAGUGAAGAUAAGGCUAAUUUAGAAGAAUUGCAAGUUAAUAUUUUAUCCUUAUUAACCAAUAUUAUCAGGAGAUUAAGUAAUGAAGUCUCCCAAGCUUCUGAUAAUUUGAUGUCUAUGUUUUUGAAGUUGUUAGAUGCUCAAGAACCAAAUGCUUUAAUUGAGGAAGAUAUUUUCAUAGCUAUUUCGGCAGUAGCUGGUGCAACUGGUCAAAACUUCUUGAAAUACAUGGAAGCUUUCUUGCCAUUCUUAACUAAGGCCUUACAAAAUACUGAGUCUCCUACAUGUAACACUGCAGUUGGAUUGGUUGCGGAUUUAUCACAUUCGUUAGGAACAUCAAUCUUGCCAUACUUGGAAGGGUUAAUGAAUAUUUUAGGUGCUAAUUUGAAUAAUACUGAAGUUAAGAGAGACUUAAGACCAGUUAUAUUGUCCUGUUUUGGUGAUAUUGCAACUUCAAUUGGUAGUAAUUUCCAACCCUACACGGAUUUUGUAAUGCAGAUAUGUAUAUCAGCUUCCAAUAUUGAACCAGAAGACAGUUCCAUGGAGACUAUUGAUUAUGUUUUAAAUGUUAAAGAAUCAGUUUUAGAUUGUUACGUCGGUAUUGUCGGUGGAUUGCACGACAAUCCUCAAGCCAUUUAUCCUUAUGUUGCACCUAUUUUCCAAUUUUUACAAUUAGUCUCUUUGGAUAUCAAUAUGUCAACCACGGACUCAGUUGCCAGAUCAGCCACUGGUUUAUUGGGUGACAUAGGUGCUAUGUUUCCAUCUGGUGAAUUCAAACAAGCUUACAUGCAACCAUGGGUUACAGAAUUUAUUAAGAAGACAAGAUCGAAUCUAAUUUUCCUGCAAUCGACAAAAGAUACUGCAAGAUGGGCUAGGGAUCAACAAAAAAGACAAAUUAAUGUGUAA
Molecule: messenger RNA, 2601 nt
Organism: Debaryomyces hansenii CBS767
Lineage: Eukaryota; Fungi; Ascomycota; Pichiomycetes; Serinales; Debaryomycetaceae
Product: karyopherin beta
Exons: 1
Coding region: 1-2601 (866 amino acids)
Biological process (GO): protein import into nucleus
Cellular component (GO): nucleus; cytoplasm
Molecular function (GO): nuclear import signal receptor activity; small GTPase binding
Source: RefSeq, a predicted model, not a curated record